AUGGCGCGCCCGCUGCUCCUCGGCCUGCUGGGCCUGCUGGGCCUCCUGGGCGGCCCGCACGCCCACGGCCACGGCCGGACCCUCCGCUUCGUCACCUUGCUGUAUCGCCAUGGAGACCGCUCCCCGGUGAAAGCGUACCCCAAGGAUCCUUAUCAGGAGCGGGAAUGGCCCCAAGGCUUUGGUCAGCUCACCAAGGAAGGGAUGCUUCAGCACUGGCAGCUGGGCUGGGCUCUGCGGCAACGCUACAAGGGCUUCCUCAGUGCUUCCUACCACCGUCAAGAGGUUUACGUUCGCAGCACCGAUUUCGACCGCACCCUGAUGAGCGCCGAAGCCAACUUAGCCGGGCUCUUCCCCCCGAACGGGUCGCAGCUCUUCAACCCCAACAUCACGUGGCAGCCCAUCCCUGUCCACACAGUGCCUGAGGCCCAGGACAAGCUGCUGAAGUUCCCACUGGGCCCGUGUCCCCGCUUCGAGCAGUUGCAGGAUGAGACCCGCCGGACGCCCGAGUACCAAAACGAGUCCCAGCAGAAUGCUCCCUUCCUGGACAUGUUGGCCAACGAAACCGGCCUCACAGACUUGUCCCUGGAGACCGCCUGGAGCGUCUAUGACACCCUGUUCUGUGAGCAAACGCACGGCCUGGUCCUGCCCCCGUGGGCCUCCCCCGAAACCAUGCAGCGCCUGCGCCAGCUCAAGGACUUCGGCUUCCGCUUCCUCUUCGGGAUCCACCAGCAGGCAGAGAAGGCCCGGCUCCAAGGGGGCGUCCUGCUGGCUCAGAUCCGGGAGAACCUGACCUCGGCGGCCAGCCCAGCCGCGCCCCAGCACCCUAAGCUGCUGGUCUACUCUGCUCACGACACAACCUUGUUGGCACUGCACAUGGCGCUGGACAUCUACAAUGGACAGCAGGCCCCGUACGCCUCUUGCCACAUGUUUGAGCUCUACCAGGAGGACGACGGUAACUUCUCCGUGGAGAUGUACUUCCGCAACCGGAGCGACCAAGCCCCCUGGCCCCUGGCUUUGCCCGGAUGCCCUCAGCGCUGUCCCCUGCCAGAAUUCCUGCGCCUCACGGCCCCGGUGGUACCAGAGGAUUGGGCACGGGAAUGCCAGCUGGUGAACACCGCCCCAGACACAGAAGUGGUCGUGGCCUUGGCCGUGUGCGGCUCCAUCCUCUUCCUGCUCAUCGUGCUGCUCCUCACCGUCCUCUUCCGCAUGCAGGCUCAGCCUCCGGGCUAUCGCCACGUUGCCGACGGGGAGGACCACGCCUGACCGCCUCCCAGCCCCCUUCCCGCCGCCUCCCGCAUCCUGCUGCUGCUGCCACCCCUUCCCCGACCCGCGGGCUGGGCCUCCCACUGAGAGUCCCGGCUUGGAGCAGCUGGGGCCCGGCCUGGUGCCAACCGUUCGCCUCAGCCCUGGCGCGCGCUGAACCGAACCGCACGGGCCGGGCCCGUUUCCCCCACGGUCUGCAGGGACGCUUAGACGGAAACGCCGACUCGGACGUACUCCGCUCUCCAAGUGGAAGGGUCUCCAUCCCCUCUACUGGCCCGGAGGCCCCGGCGGCGGGGGGGGGAGACCCUCUCACCUCCCAGUGCCUCUUUUAGAAGGUGGAAACGCCUUCGGCCGUUGAGGAAGUGGGCCCGAGCAUCUGGGGGUUGGACUGCAGUCAGCAAGCCGGUCCAGGCCUGGAUUCCUACUCCCCUGCGAAGCCGUCAGCUGAGCGUCACCGGACGCCGGCCUUUCCGUUGAAGUCUUGGGCUGGGCCCUCGUGUGGCUUCCACCCUCUUGAAGGGUGGGCUGGAGAAACUGGGGUCAGACACGACUCGAGGAGCUGGCAUCUCCAUCGCCCCCCGAGCUGGGUUGGAGCGGCCAGGGACCUCGGGCAAACCGGACACCUGUGACCCGGGACCCAGAGUGGGGCUGGCUCAGCCUUAAGGGGAAUGAAAGAGUUGGAACUUC
Tachyglossus aculeatus (Australian echidna) is the source of this 1950-nucleotide messenger RNA. It is a transcript of the gene ACP2, whose product is annotated as acid phosphatase 2, lysosomal. The transcript has 11 exons. Bases 1 to 1263 code for a protein of 420 amino acids. Gene Ontology annotation, biological process: lysosome organization; dephosphorylation. Lineage: Eukaryota; Metazoa; Chordata; Mammalia; Monotremata; Tachyglossidae. Gene Ontology annotation, cellular component: lysosome. Gene Ontology annotation, molecular function: acid phosphatase activity. The record is from RefSeq and is a predicted model, not a curated record.